Xenopus tropicalis (tropical clawed frog) is the source of this 437-nucleotide messenger RNA. It is a transcript of the gene smim20, whose product is annotated as small integral membrane protein 20. Gene Ontology annotation, biological process: mitochondrial respiratory chain complex IV assembly. Lineage: Eukaryota; Metazoa; Chordata; Amphibia; Anura; Pipidae. The coding region runs from base 85 to 288 and encodes 67 amino acids. The record is from RefSeq and is a predicted model, not a curated record. The transcript is spliced from 3 exons. Gene Ontology annotation, cellular component: membrane.
UCCACAGAAAUGAUUGCUGCCCGUGUCCUUGUUGCUUCCUGGUUUGCCCUUUUCUCCCAUGUCUGACAAGGCUGCUUUGUGAUCAUGUCCAAAAACACCAGGAUAGUUCUCAUUUUCGGUGGUUUUGUCACUGCAGUGGCAGCAGCUUUCUACCCUAUAUUCUUUCACCCGCUCAUGCACAUAGAUGAAUACAAGAAAGAGCAAGCUGUAAACCGAACUGAUGUCAUCCAGGAAAACGUACAGCCCACUGGCUUGAAAGUGUGGUCUGAUCCUUUCUCCAGAAAAUAAAAUGGAAUGUGGCUUUGUGCCGUUACUCUGGAAGAUGUGUAAAUUGUGAAGAAUACGCGAGCCUAGUCUUUUGUACAAAGUAUAAAUAAAGCAAAUAUUUUCAUUUUUGUUUCUGAUCAAGUGGACAAAUAACACAAAAAUGUUUCUGA